UCCUAAGAUUAUAUCUGCAACUGGACUGAUUAAAUAAGUCAGUAACAUAGGAAGGGCUUAAACGAUUUUUAACUUUAUACAUAAGUAUAGCUAUAUCUUGUAAUCUACGAUCGUUCAGAGUACUUAGGUUAGCCCAUUUCAAAAGUGUUGCAUAAUCACUAGUCCUAUUACGGUACAUAGCUCUCAGGGCUCGCUCCUGAACACGCUCCAACUUUCUCCUAUCCGAAGCACGACAAUGAUGCCAUACUGUGUGACAGUAGGUCAGUAUUGGCAGUAUGGCAGUCUUGUAUAUCUUUAUUGCCUUUUGUAUAUCUUUAUUGCCUUUUGUAUAUCUUUAUUGCCUUUUGCCGUGAGUUUAGUUUGUUUUGCCGUGAGUUUAGUUUGUUUUGCCGUGAGUUUUUGUUUUGCCGUGAGACUUGUGGGCCACCGUAAAUAGUAGACUAGUCUAGCGCAGGUCUAAAAAUAAUAGGAAGUGUCUAGAUACCCGGGACCCGGGAAUGAUUUUCAAAAUACUAGAUACCCGGGAGUUUUUAGUUUUUAUUAAAAAUCCCCGCUAAUGAUAACUUUCAUGGAUUCAAAGUCUUCUAACUUUGUUUAGGAUAGCAAAGCGCUUCUUAGAAUCCUUAGACAUUUGAUGAAUAUGCAUUCGCCGAGUCUCGCCAUACUAUAUACACGGCGUCCAAGUAGAAAAAUUUCACUAGUAAACAAGGUCCCGGGAACRAUUUUCAAAAUACUAGAUACCCGGCUGUCGAGAACCUGCCUGGAAAUUCUACAAUUCUUUAGUAUCUUCUCUUAUUUUCUUUGAUAAUCACACUAUAAAGUAGUGCGGUAAUAUAAUCGACAAAAAUCUCCUUGUCACGUCACGCAAAUGAAAUGGAUCUUUUGAAACCAGGACUCAAAAAUCUAGGAAAUACGUGUUUUGUAAACUGCAUUUUGCAGUGUAUUGUGUACAACAAACCUCUCAUGACCUUCAUCAAAGAACAUGCAGUCGAAGGAAAACACGGUAAGACCUACAACCAACUAUAUUUGGAUUCAUAGACAUUAAAGUGUGCACGUGUAAUAUUUUUUUCCCAAUCAAUUUGCAGAUCAUGGAGAUGGAUUUUGCAUUGUCUGUGCCCUCAAAGAACUUGAGCUCAAUGUGUGUGGUGGCAAUAAUGGUAUUAUUGACUUGUCCCUAGUUAUAUCGUUGACAACUUACAAGUACUCUCUGAGAAUUUCAUCAAAAUGCCUGGUGGAUCAUUUGAUCAGCAAGAUGCACAUGAGCUGUUUUUGAAUAUCAUGGGAGCUAUAGAAACUUGCACUCAAAAAAAUGGAUUUCCAGCUUUACUCUUAAACAUUGGAGGAGAGACAACUAGCUCAGUUAGAUGCAGUGUAUGCAACCACACCAGCUAUUGUAUUACUCCAAUGUAUGGCUGUAGCAUUGACAUUCCGGCAACGUGCAAAUCUUUGGUACAUGCUUUAGAAGCUUACUUUGCUGCAGAUAUACUUGAUGGUAACAAUAAAUUCUUUUGUGCAAGGUGUGGUCAACUGACAAGAGCGGAGAAAAAACUAUCUGUCACAGAAUUACCUAAAGUUCUUCCUCUUCAUUUAAAGAGAUUUUCCAUGGGAGGAUCUASAAAAAUCAAGACCAAACUGGCCUAUCCUGAAACACUACAGUGCAACAUGUUUAGUGAUGUUUCACAGGAACAUGCCAGCAAAUAUACUCUGAACAGUGUUGUUGUGCACAAUGGGGAUAGCUGUAAUUCUGGCCACUAUUCCAGUUUCUGUAAAGUAGACAACAUAUGGUUUUCUAUGAACGAUCAACAUGUCACUAAAGUGUCAGAUGUAGAAGCUCUCAAUCAAGAAGCUUACAUUUUGUUUUAUGUCCUGUCUGAUAAGGAAGUAAAAGAAAAGGUUAGCUAAUCUUUGUUUAAAAUCUAAUUAAUUGCCCUAUAAUUAUACA
This is a messenger RNA of Actinia tenebrosa (Australian red waratah sea anemone), 1942 nucleotides long. RefSeq lists its product as uncharacterized. Gene Ontology annotation, molecular function: cysteine-type deubiquitinase activity. The record is from RefSeq and is a predicted model, not a curated record. Lineage: Eukaryota; Metazoa; Cnidaria; Anthozoa; Actiniaria; Actiniidae. Gene Ontology annotation, biological process: protein deubiquitination. Gene Ontology annotation, cellular component: nucleus; cytosol.